Molecule: messenger RNA, 879 nt
Organism: Rhinocladiella mackenziei CBS 650.93
Lineage: Eukaryota; Fungi; Ascomycota; Eurotiomycetes; Chaetothyriales; Herpotrichiellaceae
Exons: 1
Coding region: 1-879 (292 amino acids)
Source: RefSeq, a predicted model, not a curated record
AUGAGUAGCGACUCCUUUUUCCCUCGUGGAAAACGACGAGGACGCCCUCCCCGAAAGUACAAUGCGGAACUUGUCGGUGAAUUGCAACACGCCGAGCUUGCUCCUAAUGCUUCAGUCAUUGCGCCUUCACCUCCGACCCCAAAUUUCCCCAUCUUCAGAUGUCGUUGGAAAGGUUGCAAAGCACACUUGCACAACUUGGCGACACUACGGCAACACGUAUCAAAAGUCCACCGUCCAUCAAAAGACGAGAUCAAAGUGUUGGGCUUCGUUUGCUGGUGGAAGAAGUGCCAGUACUUGCAAGAGGACAAAGAAGGCGCAAUUCGUCCCGAAAAGACAUUCUCCAGUGUUGAGGGGUGGCUCCAUCAUAUUGAGAAGGACCACCUGUAUCAAAUUGCACUAAAGUAUGGAGACGGGCCAUCGACAACGCAUAUCGGUAAGCAAAGAGUGUCAUCUUUUGAUGUCUCUAGAUGUCGUUACCAUCCUGCACCGAGACAGAAGGCUAGAACGUUUUCUUACUUAGAUCCCCAGACGAUCCUCCGGGACAGAGCCCGAUACCUCUCUGACGAAAAUGAACGAGUUACAACCCCAGUAAUUCCGCUACACUUUUCGGAAGACUUUGAACCGGAUACUAUGACCCUCCUCAAAGCCGACCACGACGAUGCUGAAGCACAAGCCCAGCACAGUUUCAUGAAGACACAUCGUCAAGAGAAGAGCACUCCCAAGGCUGUUGCAGAAGAGACACUACGAGCAAUGGUAGCAUGGAAGGCCAAAGUUGGACCCGGCAUUGAUCGAGGUGGAUGUAUCCUGGUCAACGAAGCUAGAAGAGCAACGUUGCUUCAGAACCCGGGGAUCGCCAGAGUUGUCGAUGCCAAUUAUUGA